GUUCUUUUGUAAAAUUCAUAUGAUUUCAUUAGGCUCCCUUUCACUUCAUCUUCAUCCAACUUUUCCCCAGCCCCCAUUUUUUGCACCCAACUUCAACCGAGAGUGAUUGGAGGGCCCUGAAGUCACCGGUUGCUGACCGCAGAAGAGCUCCAGCCUUUUAAUGAAGCUGCACAUUGAUAAUCGAGAGCUACAAGAAACUCCUGAACAGAAAGAACAGACGACAUACCAAGGAACAACACAACUGCAAGUCUGUUCAUCUUUAUAGGACUGGCUUGACAGAAGAAAGAAAACAGGCCCAAACUGAGUCAAAGGCUACCAAGUAGAAGAAGGAGAUGGAAGAACAGGACCCAGAAGGAGUGGGGCAUUGCAAGAGAGCAACGAGUGGCCCCUGUCCCAUCCAAGCUGGAAGUGGUGUUGAAUUCUGGGAGAGAGCUGUGCCGGAAAUCUGGAAUGAAGAGCCCCUGAAUGUGGAAAUACUUUGCCGCCACUUCCGGCAGUUCCGCUACCAUGAUGCUGAUGUGCCCCGAGAAGUUUGCAGCCAGCUGCAUGGACUUUGCAACCGCUGGCUGAAGCCAGAGAGGCACUCCAAGAAGCAGAUCCUGGACCUGGUGAUCCUGGAGCGGUUCCUGGCCAUCCUGCCCCGAAAAAUGCAGCGCUGGGUUAGAGGAUGCUGUCCGGAGACCAGUUGCCAAGCGGUGGCCCUGGCAGAGGGCUUCCUCCUGAGUCAAGCCGAGGAGAAGAGGCAGGCAGAGCAGGGCCCAUCCUUGAAGAUGGAAACGAAGUUCUCUGAGAGGGAAAGAGCUCCGCUGGAGGAAGGGCCUCCUGCCCAUGACGAGGAACAUGCCCAAAAUGCCCUCUCACAUGGCAGUGAAGAGAGAGUUUUGAUCCCUCCUGUUUGUGGAGGUGUGAAAACAGUUGCUGCGCCUCCAGCCCAGGUAGGAGAGAUGAGCAGGAGACAGCCUGGUUCCCCCUCCCUUUCCCAG
Messenger RNA from Sphaerodactylus townsendi, 983 nucleotides. RefSeq names its product zinc finger protein 24-like. NCBI's taxonomy places the organism in Eukaryota, Metazoa, Chordata, Lepidosauria, Squamata, Sphaerodactylidae. The record is from RefSeq and is a predicted model, not a curated record. The transcript is spliced from 5 exons. The annotation marks the transcript as partial.